CUUUCGAAUGGGACUGCCACAUAAAUCUCUCCUUUGAGUGGACCACCAAAUAGCUCAAGCAAGACACACCAUCAUGGCCAACUUCGAUAACAGUCAUGUCACCGCAUUGACUGCACUCAUCAAUGAUGCCGUUCAAGAUGUUAUCGCCGAGUAUGCUGCGGUCGGACAAGCGAUUCCAUCACUCAAUUCCCUCAAACCUGGUCCCUUCCAAGUACCAGCGGAGACUCCUGCCCGACUGAUGAAAGCUAUCAAAAUAAUUGAAGCCGCUUGUGCUCAACUCACAUACACUGUCUCCCCGCCUGGUUCUGUCAUGCUCAAUAAAGCAUUGGAACAUGGGGAGGCGGCAUGCUUAUCUGUUGUGACGGAAGCUCGAAUGGCUGAUCUCCUACUUGAUCAACCUGCUGGCCUCCCAGCCUCGAAACUAGCAGAUAUCGCCGGUAUCCAUGCGGGCAAACUAACUCGGAUCCUACGCCUUCUUGCUACGAAACAUUGUUUCAAGGAAGUUCAGCCGGGAGUCUUUGCUAAUAACAGGCUGAGUAUGAAGCUGCUCUCGGCGGAUCCAACGUCAGCCUUGGUUCUUCAAAGGACGGACGACGGUCUUCUGGCUUCCGCGUACCUCAACAAAACAAUGUCAAAAGAUGAUAACGGAAUACCGUAUCAACGUGCCACUGGAUUUCCUUACUUCGAUUUCGAUAGCCAACCUGACGGAUUGAAACGAAGUGAGCGCUUUGCACGUACCAUGGUCGGCUGGGGUCAAAUCUUUGGCAAGGAGCAUUUUCUUCCUCAAGCCUACCCUUGGAGUGUUCAACCACCAGAGACUACUAUCUGCGACGUUGCUGGGGGAAAUGGAUUUGCCACAAUGGCUCUUUUGAAAGCCCAUCCGCACCUUAAUCUGGUCCUCCAGGAUCAAACGCAGAUAAUAGAUAGGGCGCGAGAGUUUUGGGUAAAACAACACCCGAGUGCGGUGCAGAAAGAACGUGUCAAAUUUGUACCAUUUGAUUUCUUCAAGGAUGCACCUGUUCGAGGAUGUGAUAUUUACUAUCUUUCUUUUAUCUUACACGAUUGGCAAGACCGUGAAAGCAAGAUCAUAUUGAACAACAUCCGGAAAGCUAUGAAGCCAGAAAGUAAACUCAUCAUUCAUGAGAUCGUACUGCGCAAUGCGCUUUCGAAUACCGAUGAAUUUACGGCAGAAGCAUACUUUGACGUCGCUCCUAAGCCUCUACUACCAAACUAUGGUGUAGCCCGUGCCCGGACGUACGAGCUCGACAUUGCCAUGAUGACCUUGUUGGGUUCACAAGAGAGAACAUUGGCUGAAUACGUUAACUUGUGUCAUCAAUGUGGGUUGAGAUUCAGCAAACUGUACGAGGCUGGCGAAAUGGACUUGAUGGAAUUCAGUCUAGUUUAGCGCCAAAAGAAAUCUUGUCGCACUGGCUUGAAGGACUCUGAGUGGCUGGCUUGUUGAGCGUCGGACAUGUGUACCUCGUCGCAAUAUUAUCUGAUAAUACGUAUGCCACGCCAAAACUGCA
Messenger RNA from Lentinula edodes (shiitake mushroom), 1526 nucleotides. Its product is annotated as S-adenosyl-L-methionine-dependent methyltransferase. NCBI's taxonomy places the organism in Eukaryota, Fungi, Basidiomycota, Agaricomycetes, Agaricales, Omphalotaceae. Gene Ontology annotation, molecular function: O-methyltransferase activity. The record is from RefSeq and is a predicted model, not a curated record. The transcript is spliced from 13 exons. The coding region runs from base 74 to 1405 and encodes 443 amino acids.